This is a messenger RNA of Arvicola amphibius (Eurasian water vole), 927 nucleotides long. RefSeq names its product olfactory receptor 5K3-like. Gene Ontology annotation, biological process: G protein-coupled receptor signaling pathway; sensory perception of smell. The transcript has a single exon. Gene Ontology annotation, molecular function: odorant binding; G protein-coupled receptor activity; olfactory receptor activity. Bases 1 to 927 code for a protein of 308 amino acids. Gene Ontology annotation, cellular component: membrane. NCBI's taxonomy places the organism in Eukaryota, Metazoa, Chordata, Mammalia, Rodentia, Cricetidae. The record is from RefSeq and is a predicted model, not a curated record.
AUGUCUGGGAACAACUAUUCAUUGACAACAGAGUUCAUCCUGGUGGGAUUCUCAGAUCACCCUAACCUGAAGAUCCUUCUAUUCCUGGUAUUUUCUGUCAUCUAUCUGGUCACCAUGGUGGGGAAUCUUGGGUUGGUGGUCUUGAUCUACAUGGAACGCCGUCUUCACACACCCAUGUACAUCUUUCUGGGAAACCUGGCUCUCAUGGAUUCCUGCUGCUCCUGUGCUAUCACUCCCAAGAUGCUACAGAACUUCUUUUCUGUGGACAGAAAGAUGUCUCUCUAUGAAUGUAUGGUACAGUUUUCUUUUCUCUGUCUUGCUGAGACUACAGACAGCUUCCUUCUGGCAGCAAUGGCCUAUGACCGUUAUGUAGCCAUAUGUAACCCACUGAAGUACCACACCAUGAUGUCCAAGAAACUCUGCCUUCAGAUGACCAUAGGAUCCUACAUAGCAGGAACCCUGCAUCCUAUGGUUGAAGCGGGGCUUUUAUUAAGGUUAACUUUCUGUAGAUCACAUAUAAUCAAGCACUUUUUUUGUGAUAUCCUUCCAUUAUAUAGAAUAUCCUGUAUUGAUCCGCAUAUCAAUGAGUUGAUAUUAUUUAUUUUGGCAGGGUCAAUUUUAGUCUUUACUAUCACCAUAGUUCUUGUGUCUUAUUUUUAUAUACUUUUCACUAUAUUCACAAUGAAAUCUAAUGAGAGUAGAGGGAAAGCCUUAUCAACUUGUGCAUCCCACUUUCUGUCUGUAUCCAUAUUCUAUGGUUCUCUUCUCUUCCAGUAUGUUCAACCACAUUCAGUCACUGAAGGAGACAAAGAUAUACCUGUUGCUAUUUUCUAUACCCUAGUAAUUCCUUUAUUAAACCCUUUCAUUUACAGUCUGAGAAAUAAGGAAGUAAUAAAUGUGGUGAAAAGGAACAUGAAAAAGAGAUGA